Molecule: messenger RNA, 1523 nt
Organism: Aplysia californica (California sea hare)
Lineage: Eukaryota; Metazoa; Mollusca; Gastropoda; Aplysiida; Aplysiidae
Product: epimerase family protein SDR39U1
Exons: 6
Coding region: 92-979 (295 amino acids)
Source: RefSeq, a predicted model, not a curated record
UAAGUUCAAGAUCAAAUUUUCGCUUCCACUUCCAGAUUCGACAUUAUACUUCCAUUGCAGUUGCAUCCAGUUCGUUCCUCUUCAUUCCGACAUGAGUAUCAUAGUUGGUGGCGGAACUGGAUUUAUUGGAAGACACUUUGCUAAACUUGGAGCCAGCAAAGGUUAUAAAGUAAUCUCUGUGUCGAGAAAUGCGGGGCCAAAUCGUAUUACAUGGCAAGAUGUCUCUCGUUCUGGUCUCCCUGAAGACUGCAUCGCUGUUGUCAGCAUGUCUGGUGAACCCAUUCUGCAGCCAUUCAAAAAAUGGACUCCAGAUUUCAAGGAAAGGAUCAGAGCCAGUCGUGUGGACAAGACUCGUCUUUUGAGCGCAGCCAUUGCCCAGUCGUCAAAGCCUCCGAAAGUCUUUGUGUCCUUAUCAGGAGUCUCCUACUACAAACCACACCCGAACAAGGAGUACACAGAGGAGAGUCUUGUAGAGCCCUACGACUAUCUGUCUGAGCUGACCCGGGACUGGGAGCGGGCGGCUGCACUACCCGACACUGUCAGCACCAGAUCUGUCAUUGUGAGAACAGGAGUUGUGCUUGGAAAAGAUGGAGGUAUGGUUCAAAAUCUGAAGACUCCAUUUUAUCUUGGUGCGGGAGGACCAAUUGGGUCAGGAAAACAAUGGUUGCCAUGGAUACACGUUGAUGACAUGGUCGGCAUCAUCUUGUUUUCUGUGGAGAACGACAACGUGAAGGGUGUGCUCAACGGGACGGCGCCCGGAGUUGUGGCAAGUGGAGAGUUCACCAAGUCAUUUGCCUCUGCAAUGUGGCGCCCUCACUUGUUCCCCAUGCCGGCGUUCGUUGUAAACAACAUGUUCGGCUCCGAGGCAGGGAUUGUAAUGCUGGAAGGUCAGAAGGUGACGCCAAAACGCGCUUUAGAGUUGGGGUACAAGUUCAAAUAUCCAGACGUGACGUCGGCGUGUAAAGAGCUCGUCUCGUAAUCGUGUGUUUAAUUUAGUAUGUGUGUGUGUGUGUGUGUGUGUGUGUGUUGAGGUUUUGGCACUGUUGAAAAGUGUGUUUUUAAUAAUAUUUUCUUCUCUACCUUGAUGAAUGUUUUGCUGCACAAGACCUCAUUCUGCCAGUGGGGUUUUGUAAUUGUGUCUCCCUAAACCGAUGGAUAUUGCUGUUAUUUGAAAUGUUGAGAAAAUGUUAUUAAAGUGCUGUAUGUUCUAGGUACCCAAUUUCAGGUCUGAAUGACUCAUUCAUUUGAAACAUGAUACUGAGAGAGUAAGAUUCCUGCUUUUGUGUUGAUUUAGUAAGUUAAAAGAAGCAUUAAGAUGUACUACUGCUGUAUAUUUUUUAACAAAAAAUCUUCUUGUGGAUUUUGCUUACCAUACGAAACAGCUUCUUUGUUUCAUUUUUUUUUUCUUUUAUUGUUCUGUGGUUUUAUUAUGUAUACGGGUAUGUUGAAGACUUUGAUAUGUGAUUGAGAGAGAGAGAGAGAGAGAGAGAGAGAGAGAGAGAGAGAGAGAGAGAGAGAGGGAG